Molecule: messenger RNA, 534 nt
Organism: Emiliania huxleyi CCMP1516
Lineage: Eukaryota; Haptophyta; Isochrysidales; Noelaerhabdaceae
Exons: 5
Coding region: 1-534 (177 amino acids)
Molecular function (GO): protein binding
Source: RefSeq, a predicted model, not a curated record
AUGGCUCAAGCUAGGCUCACGAUCUUCUUUGCCACCGCCGUCGUCCUCUGCUCGACGGCAGCCUUCACGCCCGCACCGGCGCACUCCGGCCACGCCGCCCGCGCCGGCCUCCUCCGCCACUCGGGUCUCGAGCAGCAGUACACGAGCAAGCUGCGCCAGCACACCGGCGCCGGCUGGCUGCAGCGGGUGAGGCGCGCGGCGGUGUGCGCGCGAGGCGCCCUGUCCGCCACCGCCGCCGCCACGCCCGCUCCCGCCGCUCCUCCUCGGUGGCUGCGGAGUGUCGAUGUCAUGGGUCGUGUGUUCUACGUCAACACAGCCUCCCGCGCCACGGCAUGGGAGGCGCGGCAGCUCGACGCGGCGCAGUGGCGAGAGGAGCUGCGCAAGCGAGGCGCCCCCGACAUCUACGCCGCGCCUCCCCCGCCCACGGCGCACGGCUCUGCCGACGCGCACACCCUCACAAGCGCGCACGGCUCCGCCGACGCGCGCAAGCUGCUCCAGCUGCCCCCCGUCGCUUCCCCCGACUUCGGCGCCUGA